AUGUCGUUCUCUGAAGGAAUAUAUAAUUCGACGCUCACUGGGAAUCUCUCCUCUUACAACUACACAGACAGUGGAUUCAGCAUGGAGUGGGGAGCACCUUCCGUCGUGUCAAUGUUCAUCAACAUCCUCACCGUCCUACUUGGCGUCCCGGGCAAUGGAGCCGUCAUCUGGGUGACGGGCUUCAAAAUGGAGAGUAAGGCCCACACUGUGUGCUUCAUGAAACUGGCCGUGGCUGACCUGAUGUAUUGCCUGCUUCUCCCCUUACUCAUGGUCGGCAUCGCUAAGUACAUUGACAAUAUCGUUUCGAUAAUAUGUAAUACAAUUAUGCUCCUGACCACUUUUGCCAGCAUAUAUCUGUUAUGUCUGAUCAGCCUCUAUCGCUGCCUGGCUAUUACACGGCCCAUCUGGUUCCAGCAACAUCUGCGCCUCGUUUGGGUACGUGCGACCUGCUUCGUGGUCUGGGUCAUAACCAUCCUUCAGUUUCCUUUCAGUACUAUGCAAAUUUUGGGUGCCUUCAGCUUCGGUCUCCCCUUUGUGAUUAUGGUUAUUAGUUACGCCGUCGUUGGCUGGAGGCUGCACGGGGAGAGGUUCGUUAAGUCCAGGAAGCCCAUAGGCCUGCUCGUGAACGCGGUCGCCGCCUUUGUGAUCUGCUGGCUCCCCUUCAGUGUCUGCCUCCUCCUACCAAACGACGUCGUUGUUGCUGGGGACUGGUUCGAUUUCACUCAUGCCCUGGCCUCAUUCAACAGCGCCCUCAACCCCCUCAUCUACGUCUUCGCCGGCAACGAUUUCCGUCAGGUGUUUAGGCGCUCCCUGUUUGCUUCGCUCCGGCUGGCCUUCGCCGAGCAUGAGCUACAGCGUGAGACUUCGAACCGCAUUUCCACCUCAAAUACGAAUGUCUGA
Hypanus sabinus (Atlantic stingray) is the source of this 900-nucleotide messenger RNA. Its product is annotated as C3a anaphylatoxin chemotactic receptor-like. Gene Ontology annotation, biological process: inflammatory response; phospholipase C-activating G protein-coupled receptor signaling pathway; complement receptor mediated signaling pathway. The record is from RefSeq and is a predicted model, not a curated record. Gene Ontology annotation, molecular function: G protein-coupled receptor activity; complement receptor activity. The transcript has a single exon. Lineage: Eukaryota; Metazoa; Chordata; Chondrichthyes; Myliobatiformes; Dasyatidae. Gene Ontology annotation, cellular component: plasma membrane. The coding region runs from base 1 to 900 and encodes 299 amino acids.